GGCAAAUAACAAGUCUUAAGUCUUCGAGAAACCAUGUUCUUGAAAUGAAUAUCAAGUCGAUCGAUUCUGAGAGAAUCAAGAAGAAAUACAAAUUCUCUUCAUCCUCUCAUGGCAUCUUCUUCUUCUUUAUCAACUCGGCAAAAAAUCUAUGAUGUAUUCCCAAGCUUCUCCAGUCAAGAUGUCUGGAGAACCUUUCUCAGCCACUUUCUUGAAGGGUUGAAAAGCAAAGGAAUUAAAACAUUCACAGAAAAUAGGAUCAUGAGGGGCGACUCUAUCAACUCUGAGCUCGAAAAAGCUAUUAAAGAAUCAAGGAUUGCCGUCGUGAUCCUCUCUAAGAACUACGUCUCUUCGAGUAAGUGUUUAAACGAGCUGAAACUGAUCAUGGAGUGCAGGGACACUCUUGGGCAGACUGUGAUGACAAUCUUCUACGAUGUGGAUCCCUCUGAUGUCAGAAACCAAACCGGAGAUUUUGGAAAAGCCUUUGAGGAAACUUGUCAUGGGAAGACAGAAGAACAAAAAGAAAGAUGGACAAAAGCUUUGAAUCAAGUUGCAGUUAUUGCCGGAGAACACUCUGUUUCAUGGGCCAGUGAAGCUGCAAUGAUAUCAAAAAUUGUCAUGGAUGUUUUAAACGAGUUGCCAUCAAUGGAUUUUGAUCAGUUAGUUGGAACUGAAGAUCAUGUAGCAAAGAUUAAAUCGAUGCUACGCUUGGAAUCGGAUGAGGUUAAAAUAGUGGGGAUUUGGGGUUCUGGAGGUAUUGGCAAAACCAUCAUAGCUAGAGCUUUGUACAAUCAAGUUUCCACCAACUUCGAACUUAAGUUUUACAAAGAGAAUCUUGGGGGAAUGUUUAGGAGGAUUAGUCUUGACCCCAUUAGCUUGAAAAGUCAUUUGGAAAACGAGUUACACUCUGGAAUUUUAGAUUAUAGGGACAUGAAGAUACCUGACUUGCAGGAGGCGCAAUUUAGAAUAAAGCACCAGAGAGUCCUUCUCAUUCUUGAUGAUGUCUGUUCUGAGGAGAUACAAGCUUUGGCAAAUCUGAUUCAGUGUCUUAAAUUCGGAAGUAAGGUUAUCAUGACGAAUGAAAAUUUUUUCACAUUGAUGCAUAAUGGGAUCGACCAGAUAUACAAAGUUGCUUUCCCAUCGAGUGAAGAGGCUCUACAGAUCUUCUCAUACUCUGCGUUUGGGCAAAGCUCUCCACCAAGAGGUUACUUGGAGCAUGCAAAUGAAGUAGCUAAUCUUAUUGCUCCUUUUCCACUUGGUCUCAAGAUCUUAGGCUCGGCUUUACGUGGGAAGAGCAAAGAAGAGUGGACAAUGGCACCGGCUAAACUCAAAACCUAUGUUGACGUCACGGAUAUUGAGAAAGCUAUUAGAUUUGCGUACGAUGGUUUAUCUAAGAAUCACAAAACUUUGUUUCUCUCGUUAGGCGAUUCUUUUUAUUGGGGUAAGAACGGCUUAUACUCGCUUUCCGCCGUAAACUCGUAUAAGUGGAGAGACUGGGACAUAGAGAAAGGCGUACAAACCCUAGCUGAUCUGGCUCUUAUCUCUAUAUCUAGGGGGGACGGGGAUUUAAUCAUGAUGCAUUAUCUCGUUAAGUUAAUGUGUAAAAGGUUAACUAGUUUCAAUUAAGUUGUGGUAAAAGAAUCAAA
This is a messenger RNA of Camelina sativa (false flax), 1643 nucleotides long. RefSeq names its product putative disease resistance protein RPP1. Gene Ontology annotation, molecular function: ADP binding. Gene Ontology annotation, biological process: defense response; signal transduction. The record is from RefSeq and is a predicted model, not a curated record. NCBI's taxonomy places the organism in Eukaryota, Viridiplantae, Streptophyta, Magnoliopsida, Brassicales, Brassicaceae.